This is a messenger RNA of Lycium ferocissimum, 735 nucleotides long. RefSeq lists its product as uncharacterized. Gene Ontology annotation, molecular function: nucleic acid binding. The transcript has a single exon. The coding region runs from base 1 to 735 and encodes 244 amino acids. Gene Ontology annotation, biological process: DNA integration. Lineage: Eukaryota; Viridiplantae; Streptophyta; Magnoliopsida; Solanales; Solanaceae. The record is from RefSeq and is a predicted model, not a curated record.
AUGGAAAGAGACAGCAUUCGCUAUGUACAAAAGUGUUAUCAAUGUCAAGUUCACGGAGAUUUCAUUCGAGUUCCCCCAAAUGAGCUCAAUGUAAUGGGCUCCCCUUGGCCGUUCGCCGCUUGGGGCAUGGAUGUGAUUGGACCUAUCGAACCCCCUGCAUCAAAUGGACAUCGCUUCAUCUUGGUGGCCAUCGAUUAUUUCACUAAAUGGGUCGAAGCUUCAACGUAUAAGGCAGUAACAAAGAAGGUGGUAGCAGAUUUUGUUCGCAACAAUAUAGUUUGCCGAUUUGGGAUUCCAGAGUCAAUUAUCACGUAUAAUGCGACCAAUCUCAACAGCGAUCUUAUGAGAGAGACUUGUGAAAAGUUUAGGAUUGCCCACCGAAAUUCCACAGCUUAUCGACCACAGAUGAAUGGAGCAGUCGAGGCAGCAAAUAAGAACAUCAAGAAGAUCUUGAGGAAGAUAACAGACAGUCACAGGCAAUGGCAUGAGAAGUUGCCAUAUGCUUUGCUUGGUUACCGUACCACUGCUAGAACAUCCACAGGAGCAACUCCCUAUAUGCUGGUCUAUGGCUCCGAAGCUGUGAUACCUGCAGAAGUAGAGAUACCUUCUCUAAGGAUUAUCCAAGAUGUUGGUUUGGACGAUGCAGAAUGGAUACGUAGUAGACACGAACAGCUGAUGCUCAUUGAUGAGAAAAGGAUGGACGCCGUGUCGUCACGGGCGAACUUUAUCGAAUAG